AGAGGCGUUCAAGAUGGCGUUGGACGGAAUUGACCAUAUGGACGUUGAGGAUAGUAAAGGAGGCUCAGGUCUCCGUCAGUAUUACCUGUCCAAGAUUGAAGAGCUACAGCUGACAGUGAAUGACAAGAGUCAGAAUCUCAGACGUCUGCAAGCACAGAGAAAUGAGCUCAACGCUAAAGUGCGUCUCCUGCGUGAGGAGCUGCAGUUGCUGCAGGAGCAGGGCUCCUAUGUGGGAGAGGUGGUGAGGGCCAUGGACAAGAAGAAGGUCUUGGUUAAGGUGCAUCCUGAGGGGAAAUUUGUCGUUGACGUAGACAAGAACAUUGACAUCAAUGACGUGACUCCAAAUUGUCGUGUAGCGCUGCGUAACGACAGCUACACACUUCAUAAGAUCCUGCCCAAUAAGGUGGACCCCUUGGUCUCAUUGAUGAUGGUAGAGAAAGUUCCCGAUUCCACUUAUGAGAUGAUUGGUGGGCUGGAUAAGCAGAUCAAAGAGAUUAAAGAAGUGAUUGAGCUGCCAGUCAAGCACCCUGAGCUCUUUGAGGCUCUCGGCAUUGCACAGCCUAAGGGUGUGCUGUUAUAUGGGCCCCCUGGCACAGGGAAGACACUGCUGGCCAGAGCCGUGGCUCACCACACAGACUGCACCUUCAUCAGGGUGUCUGGCUCUGAACUGGUGCAGAAAUUCAUUGGAGAGGGAGCGCGUAUGGUGCGAGAGCUUUUCGUUAUGGCCAGAGAGCACGCUCCCUCUAUCAUUUUCAUGGAUGAGAUUGACUCCAUCGGCUCAUCCCGUCUGGAGGGUGGCUCAGGGGGUGACAGUGAGGUACAGAGGACCAUGCUGGAGCUCCUCAACCAAUUGGAUGGCUUUGAAGCUACCAAAAACAUCAAGGUCAUCAUGGCCACCAACCGGAUUGACAUCCUCGACUCUGCUCUGCUCAGACCUGGUCGCAUCGACAGAAAGAUCGAGUUUCCCCCUCCCAAUGAGGAGGCCCGUCUGGACAUUCUGAAGAUUCACUCUCGUAAGAUGAAUCUGACGCGUGGCAUUAACCUACGCAAGAUCGCCGAGCUAAUGCCGGGAGCCUCAGGCGCAGAGGUCAAGGGGGUUUGCACAGAGGCUGGCAUGUACGCUCUGCGAGAGAGAAGAGUACACGUAACCCAAGAGGAUUUUGAGAUGGCUGUUGCCAAGGUGAUGCAGAAAGACAGUGAAAAGAACAUGUCCAUCAAAAAGCUCUGGAAGUGAAUCUUCGGGCUGUCUGUCAAGGGCUUUGCUCUUUCAUUCUGUAUACUACUUUUCUCCGUUUCCUCUGACCUGGUUUAUAAUUGUUACCUAUACUCAUUCUAAAUAAAUAGAGUGUCAAAUUAAAAAUUA
Molecule: messenger RNA, 1363 nt
Organism: Chanos chanos (milkfish)
Lineage: Eukaryota; Metazoa; Chordata; Actinopteri; Gonorynchiformes; Chanidae
Gene: psmc5
Product: proteasome 26S subunit, ATPase 5
Exons: 12
Coding region: 14-1234 (406 amino acids)
Molecular function (GO): ATP hydrolysis activity; ATP binding
Source: RefSeq, a predicted model, not a curated record